AUGGAGCCGAGCGAGGGCUCCAUCCCCAAGGACAUCGAGGGGACGUUUUUCAGGAACGGCCCCGCAAAAUUCAAGGUGGGCGAGGAUGUGGUGAAGCACCCCUUCGACGGAGACGGUAUGGUGAUGGCGAUCAGCUUUUCGAAGGAGGGGGCGUACUUCCGGAACAGAUACGUGAAGACGAAGGGGUACAAAAAAGAGCUGGCAGCCGGAAAGAUGUUGUACAGAGGCUUUUCCAAUCUUGCGGGGGGGGCGCUGAAAAACGCCUUCAAGAUGACGACGAAAAACUUGGCGAACACGAACGUGAUUUACUGGGGGGGCAUGCUGCUGGCCCUGUGGGAGGGAGGCCUGCCUCACCGAUUGGAUCCGAAGAGCCUGGACACGUUUGGAGAGACCAUGCUCGGGGAGACGAUCGAUGAAAACCGCAAGAUCUUUUCUGCUCACCCAAGGGUCGACGCUAAGCGGGAGCGAUUGGUGGGCUACGGCACGAAGAACCUCAAGGAGACGAGGUUGUACGAGUACGACAAGAACUUCAAGCUCUUGCAGUCCCGUCUGGUCAAGGAGGCAAACGGACUGCUUCACGACUUUGGGGUCACGGACAACUACACCAUAUUCUUCAGCGCCCCUGUGGCGCUGGAACCUCUCAAGUGGGUGCUCGGCCUUGGGACAUUGUCGUCAGCGCUCAAGUGGCAGGGGGACAGCAAGCCGGCUAGGAUGGUCAUUGUGCCUCGGGAUCCCUCCAAAGAGGUCAAGAUCAUCAACGUGCCCGCGAAAUUCUGCUUCCACUUCGCGAACGCCUUCGAAGACCCCAAGAACGGGGAGCUAGUCGUGGACGUGGUUGAAGCGGACUUCCUGUACCUGGACCAGGAAGAGGAGGCGGAUGUUCCCGUGUGGGACAACAUAGACUGGAAAAAGUUUCCGAAGAACAAGUUGCAACGGUACCGCCUGGACGUGUCCUCCAAGGAAGGGUCCCUGGUCAGCUCGUCGACCUUGUACGGGAAGAACGUUGAGUUCCCCAAGGUCUCGUGCCAGGAGCACCGGUACAUAUGGGCGGUCUGCGGGUCUAACGAGAGCGACGAGGCAUGUCCCGUGCAGGGGGUGAUGAAGGUCGACACAGUGGAGGGGACUAUCGAGAAGUGGAUGCCCGAACCCCACGAGUUUUUGGGGGAGUCGACCUUUAUCCCGCGAAAAGGGGCCCCACCAGAUGCCGCCGAGGACGACGGGUACGUGGCCCACACCCUCGUCAACGGAAGGGAUCACAAGACAGAGGGAAUUUAG
Messenger RNA from Ectocarpus siliculosus, 1275 nucleotides. NCBI's taxonomy places the organism in Eukaryota, Phaeophyceae, Ectocarpales, Ectocarpaceae. The record is from the annotation of a GenBank genome assembly.